AUGGAUUACAACAUGGAGGAUAGCCAGAACUCAGCUCCCGGCAGUGUCCAGGCCGCCAAGCUUAACUCUGGUCACAAGGGCCCUGACUCUCAGAGCACCACCAAGAGACUGCAGACCGAGCUGAUGCAACUCAUGACGUCGCCUGCUCCCGGCGUCUCUGCCUUUCCCGGUGCGGAUGGAAACCUCCUCGCUUGGACUGCCACCAUCGAGGGUCCCGACGAUACUCCCUACGCUGGGUUGACCUUCAAGCUCAGCUUUGCAUUCCCCUCAAACUACCCUUACGCCGCUCCUACGGUGCUCUUCAAGACACCCAUCUAUCAUCCUAAUGUCGACUUCUCUGGCCGCAUCUGCUUGGACAUUCUCAAGGACAAGUGGACCGCUGCUUACAACAUUCAGACUGUUCUCCUGAGUCUUCAAAGCUUGCUUGGCGAGCCCAACAAUGCUUCACCCCUCAACGGUGAGGCUGCCGAGCUCUGGGAUAAGGAUACCAAGGAGUUCCAGAAGAAGGUUCUGGCACGCCACAGGGAUGUUGAGGACGAGUAA
This is a messenger RNA of Fusarium tjaetaba, 543 nucleotides long. RefSeq names its product ubiquitin-conjugating enzyme E2-C. The record is from RefSeq and is a predicted model, not a curated record. Bases 1 to 543 code for a protein of 180 amino acids. NCBI's taxonomy places the organism in Eukaryota, Fungi, Ascomycota, Sordariomycetes, Hypocreales, Nectriaceae. The transcript is spliced from 3 exons.